AUGACGAAGAUUGAACUUCCCACUCUUGUUGACUGUCAUGUUCAUUUCCGUGAGCCUGGACUCGAGCAAAAAGGAGACAUGCGGAGUGAGUCUGAGGCGGCUUAUGCUGGUGGAAUAGACGUUGUGUGUGAUAUGCCCAACACGAAGCCACCAACACAGACGAUUGCGGCUUUUGCAGAUAAAGUUCAGCGCGCCAAGGCGGUAGAGUCUCUCUGUGAUAUUCGCUUUUUCUUUGGUGCCACAGCCCAUGAACAUCUUAAGGAGUUGGAAGAGCUUUGGACAAACCCGCAACAUGCCAACCUUAAGUCUCGCUGUGCUGGACUGAAAUUAUAUCUUGACAACUCCACCGGUGAUCUUAAGAGCAGCACAGAGGUCACAGAAGCGGCAUUUGCACUCUGCGGCCGUUUAGGCAUUACACUUGUUGCUCACUGUGAACAUGCAGGCCACAAUGAUACCGCAUCCACUGCACAUCCAUACACAGAUGCCGCCUCUCACUCUCUACGCCGCCCUGCUGAAUCUGAAGUUGCCUCCAUCGCCGACGCUAUUGAACUCGCACGGCAACACGGAACACAUCUGCACAUUGCACACUUAUCUACAGGAGAGGGACUUGAUCAUGUACGCCGCGCUCGAUUAGAUGGACUGCACGUUACAGCCGAAGUCACACCCCAUCAUCUCUUCUUAACAACAGAAGACUACAGCUGCUGUGGGGCCCGUGUGAAGGUGAAUCCUCCGAUACGUCCGCCGCAGCAUCAUGAACGACUCUGGGAAGGUGUGCUUGACGGAACGGUGGACUGCAUUGGCACAGAUCACGCACCCCACACACUGGAGGAGAAGAAUGAUGCGGGAAAUCCACCAAGUGGAAUGCCAUCUAUUGAAGUAGUAGUGCCAUUGUUGCUUACAGUGUGCGCUGGGCAUUGGCCUCAUCCUACGGCAAAAAAACCAAAGGCACUUGAGUCACGUCAACUUAAGGUAGAUGAUAUUGUACGACUUAUGCAUACAAAUCCCAAUCGUAUUUUUAAUUUGGGACUUUCAGAUGAGAAGAAGCGCAGUUUUGAUCUAUCCACUGAGUGGGUUGUACAAGAGUCAAUGCUAAAAUCAAAAUGCCGUUGGUCGCCAUACGCCAAUUGGCGGUUGGUGGGUAAAGCAUUGUAA
This is a messenger RNA of Trypanosoma theileri, 1152 nucleotides long. RefSeq names its product putative dihydroorotase. Gene Ontology annotation, cellular component: cytoplasm. Gene Ontology annotation, biological process: purine nucleobase catabolic process. The coding region runs from base 1 to 1152 and encodes 383 amino acids. The record is from RefSeq and is a predicted model, not a curated record. Gene Ontology annotation, molecular function: allantoinase activity. The transcript has a single exon. Lineage: Eukaryota; Euglenozoa; Kinetoplastea; Trypanosomatida; Trypanosomatidae.